Messenger RNA from Schistosoma guineensis, 1395 nucleotides. The record is from the annotation of a GenBank genome assembly. Lineage: Eukaryota; Metazoa; Platyhelminthes; Trematoda; Strigeidida; Schistosomatidae.
UUCGGCGUGUGGAGUUCGAGGAUGUACUUUGGAUAGGCUUUUUUCGUAAGUUCUCAGCACUUCAUGUUAUUCAGAUACGUAUCAGAAUGUCUCAAGCAAUAACUUUUAGACAGUUUUCUCACAACAAGACAGGCUAUUUUGUCUCAGGCCUUUACUGGUGCUAGGACAUUGAAGGGGUUGUUCCCAUAUUCUAGUAAUCGAAACCUACAAAAUUCUACUUAUCGAAGCUUUCAUUAAAAUAACCCAUUAAAUUACACAAAUAGUUUCUUUGAGAUUGCUGAAUGUCGUCACACAUAGAAAAAUGAGGUUUUAUCAAUGCCUAGAUUUAUCAAAGUAGUCGAUUUUUUCUUGUUCCUAGUGAAUGCUGAAGUGCCUACUUAAAACAGUUGAGUUAAUCGGUGUCUGCUAAUAUAUUAACAUUAUUGUUAAUGCCAAAAGAUGAUUACAUGGGAUUUUUAAAAAAUGUAACGGUGUAUUAAAAGCGUCGUUCUCAAAUAAUCACAACCCGUGCUAUCAUCUUUCUGCUAUGGAAGAUUACAUGAAAAUGCACACUUACGGGGAAAAAGCCAUUCAUCAAAACUUUGGAAUAGGUUUUAAAAAUCUUAAUAUUCUUAUCGGCAUUGAUGAUAAAAAAUAUCUUAUCACUUUCAGAAGGAUGGCUAGACAUAUGUCUCAUGGGAUUUUUGUUGUUCUUGAAGGAGCAGAUCGUGUAGGAAAAACAACACAAGCAUUACUUCUAGCUAAAGCUUUGUCGGAAAUCACACAUAAAGAGACUCUGUCUGUCAAAUUCCCGGAUCGUGAUACUCCUCUGGGACGUCAACUAGAUUCGUAUUUAAGUGGGAAUGGUGAUAUUAAUAAACAUGCAUUACACUUAUUGUUCACUGCAAAUAGAUGGGAAAGGCAGUCUGAAAUCCGGAAGGCCAUUUCUAAUGGAAUACCUGUUGUAGCAGACAGAUAUAUAUAUUCUGGGAUCGCUUAUACAGCUGCUAAAUCUCCACCGACUCCAAACUGGGAAUGGUGUUGGGAAAUGGAAAAAGGUCUUGUAGAACCUGACUUAGUGAUAUGUUUAACACCAGGAAAUCUAGACGAAUUAAGUUCUAGGAAUGGUUAUGGAAAUGAGCGAUAUGAGAAUGAUGAUUUUCAAAAGCGUGUUCUGGAGAAUUAUGUCCGGAUUUCCAAAGAUGUUGAAUUAGAUAAUAAAGAUAAUAAUGAUGAAAAUGAUUCAGUUGGACUUUGGCAUUUCAUUCAAGCAACAGAUAAAACUAUCGAAGAAGUGCAUAAAUGUAUUAUGGUACUCGUUAAAUCUAAAUUGGAAUCGAUCAUUGGUCCAGAAAUUCAUGAAUGUACAAAUAAAAAAGAUUAAUAAAUUCCAUUACUAUGAAUUGAAAAUUGCAC